AGCUACACUCCUCUGCUCUUCGAAUCAACCAAUCAGAAGCCACCAGGCCCUCGCACAAAGACUGGAGGGCCUUCGACAGACACCUCAGUCGUGCGCAAGUUGGAAAACAGUCAAGACGUGCUGCAGUAACCUCCAAGUUUCCCCCCCCUCCGAACUUCGUAAUCAUGUUCCAAAGCAGUAUGUUUUAUGGGCAACGCAAUGCUGCAUUGGAGACUCAGGAACGUGUACCAUGGGUAGCCCCUGACGACGCUGAAGGAAGUGAUGUCGACGUGAGCCCUUUGGACAUUGACAGUGAUGAUGACGACCCUACCUACGUUCCUGACGAAGGCCUUACUCAGGACGAUGCCUUUGACCCUCCUAACUCUAGAGCUCGCAAGGUCAAUGUUGUUGUCCCUCAAGCGAUGCCUAUGGAAGAGGAAGGUGAGCCUAACCCUAAGAGGUCUCGUGCUGAUGAAUGGAAGAAGGAAGACAUUGAUAUCCGUGCCUGCCCAACUUCAUUCAUCAGAAGCCUGACUAUUUGA
Molecule: messenger RNA, 521 nt
Organism: Macrobrachium nipponense
Lineage: Eukaryota; Metazoa; Arthropoda; Malacostraca; Decapoda; Palaemonidae
Exons: 3
Coding region: 165-521 (118 amino acids)
Source: RefSeq, a predicted model, not a curated record